CUCAAACGUUCCCGAUUUGUUUACACGCGAAUCGUACGUGUGCUGGCAUUUUUCUGUAAUUGUUAUUUAUUAUAUUAUAUACGUUGUGUAUUAUAUGUUAGGGCUGGUGAAAUCGAAGAGUCGCUUUCGGUUUUUAGCUCGUCUUGGUAGCAGCGUCAUGGGCAGCAAGCAGACGGAGAAUGAGGACAAUAGAUUGGACACAUUUCGGCGCAUUUGUGAUGAAAUAGCUGCAGAAUCAAGCUACCUAAAGAAGGUGGAUAAGCUACAGAAUUUCUUUGAAAAGGGCACCAGUGGCUCUGGCUUCGAGGGCGACACAUUGCAGUGGGUGCAGUUUCUGAUACCAGUGGCCAACCAGCGCGUCUACAAUUUGCAGAACAAGGCGCUGAUAAAACUAUUUUCACGCAUUUUCAAUGCAAACCAGCAGCAAAUGCACCUGGAUCUUGAACAGGAUGGAGACGUGUCUGAGACUCUACGCAAGCAUUUUGCCGAGACAAGCAAACUCAAACCGCAGAAGCAAAGCAAACUCUAUUUGCAUGAAGUGGAGAGGCUGCUCACCCAGCUCGAGGAGCGCACCAAAGAGGAUGAACAAACGGAACUGUUGCAGGAGCUGUGCAAGAAGGCAACCGAUUUGGAUUUACGCACCUUUAUCCGACUGAUUAAGCAGGAUCUACGCAUAAAUGCACGUGCCAGACAUAUACUGGAUGCCUUUGGCCCACUCGCUUAUCCCGCCUAUCAAUCGUCGCGCGAUUUAUCAGCCAUCGUGGAACAGUUUGCGGGGAAAAAAGACAACAAGACCACAGCCCCUGGCCAAGUAAAGAAGACGAAGAAAAUUGGUUUGAACGGAAGUGGGAUUCAAGUAAUGACCCCAAUAUCGCCCAUGCUGGCCAAUGCCUGCAAGUCUGUGGAGGAAGCGUUCAAAAAGAGUCCCAGCGGUCUGUACGGUGAAGUAAAAUACGAUGGCGAGCGUGUGCAAAUCCACAAGCAAGGCACGGAAUUCAAGUUCUUUAGUCGCAAUCUGAAGCCGGUGAUGGAUCACAAAAUCAAAGCUCUAAAGGACCAUAUACCACGAGCCUUCCCCGGAGCCGGCGACAUGAUUCUGGACUCUGAGAUAAUACUGGUGGACACAGAGUCGGGCGCCAUGCUACCCUUUGGCACUUUGGGUGCGCAUAAGAAGCAGACAUUUGCCAAUGCGUCAGUUUGUCUGUUUGUCUUCGAUUGCAUACUCUACGAUGGCGAGGAUUUGACACAGCUUGAAUUCCAUAAACGUCGCAAAAUACUCGAGGAAAACAUCAAUCCCUUGAAAUCCCAUGUGCAGCUGUCCGAGUCUCAAUUUCUGAAGACAAAGAACGAGCUGGCCAUGAUGACGGCCAAGGUUUUGCAUGCCAAUCUGGAGGGUGUGGUACUGAAGAGUCCCAAUGGCAUCUACCAGCCCGGCAAGCGCAACUGGCUGAAGGUCAAAAAGGAUUACCUCUUCGAGGGUAAAAUGGCGGACACAGCUGAUCUCGUUGUGCUGGGUGCGUGGUAUGGCUCUGGGAAGAAGGGAGGUGUGCUCAGCAUCUUUCUGAUGGGAUGCUACGAUGCGCGUGAUCAUCUGUGGAAAACUGUGACGAAAGUCCACUCUGGCCUAGACGAUGCCACCAACGAGGAGAUACAUGGCACGCUGAUGAAGCUAAGUGAGCGUGCUGAUGCCAAUAAGACACCCGAUUGGCUGCUGUGCAAAAAGUCUCUGGUGCCAGAUGUCUUGGCCAAGGAUCCAGCAAGCAUGCCUGUGUGGGAGAUCACUGGGGCUGAGUUUACCAAGUCCGAGGCACACACAGCGUCCGGCAUCUCGAUACGCUUUCCCAGGAUAACACGUCUGCGCAGCGAUAAAACGGCGAAGGAGGCAAAUGAUUUGGCCCAUUUGGAAGACUUGUAUGAGGCCUCCAAGAAGAAUGUCAACGUGGAUCUGCUAUUGGCCAAUUGUGAUAAGGACGCGCAUGACGAAAAGACGCCCCAAAAGGUAAAGCCAGCCAUUAAUACCCGUUCGAGCAGUAAUCAAAAACUAAAGAGAUCGCCCACUGGUUCGGAUGAUGACGACAAAGCUGGUCGUGCGCCAACGCAGAGCAAACGCAAGAUACCAAAGCUUGAAUGUAUUUCACCAUCACAAAAGGGCCUUAAAGAUUAUUUCAAGUCCAGCAAAUCGGAAAUAAAAACUGAAGUAAAGCUGGAGGAUAAAGCAUCCGAUCCCAUUAGCGUGGAGAGCAAGUUAUUUGUGGGUCUAGUGGCUCAAUUUGAUGUGAAUCGAGACCUGGCCAAAAUUAGAGAUGAGUUUGUGAGGCACGGAGGUUCUCUCACCACGGACACAAAAAAGGCAGAUUUGGUUUUCUAUGCCGACAAGGCUGUGGAUUUGGAUAAACUGAGGGCUCUUUACCGCCGCAGCUGUCGUCAUCUCAACGUUGGCUGGCUUAAUGCAUCCAUUGAGAACCAGAGUCGGCAGCCUUAUCCGCUUUAUGCUGUAUUGCUUAAGCGCUGAAUUUGCUUUGUUUAAAAAUAUUUCUACAUACGAGUAUGUUAGAUUAAUGGAUGAAAUUAUUAUACUAUAUACAUGUUUAUCAAAUGCGGUACACGAUUUCAACAAGCGGCGACACCACUCAAAGCUUCAUUUGAAAGCUUUGCGCCGUUUCUAAUAAAACAAUUCCAGUUUGUUUGUGGCGUCGC
This is a messenger RNA of Drosophila obscura, 2697 nucleotides long. RefSeq names its product DNA ligase 3 (gene DNAlig3). The record is from RefSeq and is a predicted model, not a curated record. Gene Ontology annotation, molecular function: DNA ligase (ATP) activity; DNA binding; ATP binding. Gene Ontology annotation, biological process: DNA recombination; lagging strand elongation; double-strand break repair via alternative nonhomologous end joining. NCBI's taxonomy places the organism in Eukaryota, Metazoa, Arthropoda, Insecta, Diptera, Drosophilidae. Gene Ontology annotation, cellular component: DNA ligase III-XRCC1 complex.